Zychaea mexicana is the source of this 288-nucleotide messenger RNA. RefSeq lists its product as uncharacterized. The record is from RefSeq and is a predicted model, not a curated record. The coding region runs from base 10 to 273 and encodes 87 amino acids. Lineage: Eukaryota; Fungi; Mucoromycota; Mucoromycetes; Mucorales; Lichtheimiaceae. The transcript is spliced from 2 exons.
GUUUUCAUAAUGUCUGGCACUCAAAACAACAAUCCCGGUAACUUUGCCAACCGCUCCAAGGAAGAAGUUCAGAACAUCGCAUCAAAGGGCGGUCAAAGUAGCCAUAGCCACAGUGGAGGAUUCGCAUCCAUGGAUCCUCAGAAGCAGCAUGAUAUCGCUUCCAAAGGAGGCCAAGCUUCUUCGGGCUCUUUCGAACCUGGUAGUGAGCGGGCCAGAGCAGCUGGACGCAAGGGUGGCCGUGCCUCAGGCAACACCAACCAGAGCAGCGAAUAAGUAGUUAGCUGAUUG